UUCGGCGGUCGCAGGAAAUCGUUGCAUUUGUAUAAAUAUGUUGCCUCCACAAACAACAGUAUACUUCGUCUGAAGAAAUACAAGCAAUAUGUUCGCCUACAUAGCUGUCGCUUGUCUAUUGGGCCUUGCCCAAGGUGCUCCUUCUGGCUAUGGAGGUCAUGGUGGCUUAGGCUAUGCUUACUCAGCGCCCAUAAUCACAGCCCCCAUCUACACAGCACCAGCGAUCUCCACAGCGAAUUUAAUCAAAGCUGCUCCCAUUCCUAUUAUCAAGACUGUAUCCGCUCCCAUCAUCACAGCCCCGAUAGCCCCCAUCAUCACAGCGCCCGUCCUUAAGACUGUCGCUGCACCAAUUAUUUCAUCUGGAUAUAGUCUAGGAGGAUACGGUCUUGGCGGAUACGGAUUGGGCGGAUACGGUCUCGGCGGCUGGGGUGGCAACUGGGGUGGACUUGGCGGCUGGGGUGGAAACGGUGGCUGGGCUGGCAACUGGGGUGGACACGGCGGCUGGGGUGGACAGUGGGGCAAACACUAAAUAACAGACGAAAUGAUGUAAUUGUGUAUCCUUUUCAUGUACCUUGGUCAAUGCACUGAAUAAAGCAUUCACAAUAUUU
Papilio polytes (common Mormon) is the source of this 608-nucleotide messenger RNA. Its product is annotated as cuticle protein 64-like. Bases 89 to 529 code for a protein of 146 amino acids. The record is from RefSeq and is a predicted model, not a curated record. The transcript has 3 exons. Lineage: Eukaryota; Metazoa; Arthropoda; Insecta; Lepidoptera; Papilionidae.